AUGAAGCUUUCUCUCAAUAUGAUAAGAAAUGCAAAUAUUAGUUUCAAAUAUUUCAAUUUUAGAAUCAAACAAGCACAAAUACUUACUAAACCUGAUGAAUAUCAAGAUCUCUUGUCAAAAAUUAAUCAUGUAUCACCUUCAAAGGACUGGAACUGUCUUCAA
Messenger RNA from Funneliformis caledonium, 162 nucleotides. The record is from the annotation of a GenBank genome assembly. Lineage: Eukaryota; Fungi; Glomeromycota; Glomeromycetes; Glomerales; Glomeraceae.